Molecule: messenger RNA, 2701 nt
Organism: Etheostoma spectabile (orangethroat darter)
Lineage: Eukaryota; Metazoa; Chordata; Actinopteri; Perciformes; Percidae
Exons: 14
Coding region: 34-2394 (786 amino acids)
Source: RefSeq, a predicted model, not a curated record
GUGGAUCCCGCUGAAGAUGAGGCACUCAGGAGGAUGGCUUCUCUCACCGUGCUGCUGCUGCAUCUGCUGCUUCUGCUCUCGUCUGCAUCUGCAUGGUACUACUCGUACUAUGGCGGAUCACUGACCUUCACCCCAAAAGGACGGUAUUCAAAUGGGAUUCAAACCGUGGAACUGCACAACACGCAAACUUCAGCGUAUUGCUAUGUGAAUGGCUACUCGUGCUCUUCUGGUGACUGUGGGUCCCAGACUGAAGUCACCAGCACAGCUGUUUCCAUAAAUUCCUUGCAUUUCAACUGGUGCCAAUAUGACGUGGACAGCAAAAUUAGACUCAACAGCAACCUCCCCUUUGAGAUUAAAUACCCCACUAGUCUCUAUUCCUACUACAGUAUGGGCUACUGGGCAUCAAACUUCAGAAGCUCAUUGGCUAACUGGGUAAUGACGGCACAUGUGGACCUGGGAACCCGAUCAGAUACUGGUGAAUCUAACAGCUCCCCCGUCACUGCUAUGUUGCCUCUUCUCAGAGUACCGAGGAACUGCCCACGAACAUACAACAUGGCGGUUUAUGAUCCUGAUGGUGACAAAGUCAGAUGCAGGGUACCAACAAACCCAAAUACAAAUGAGUGUGGGCUGUGUGGUCUGACUGCAGGUUUCUCUUUCGAUCAGAACUCCUGCACCCUGAAGUACAUAAACAGUAAUCAAUAUGGAACCCAUCCCAUUGAGCUCGUGGUGGAGGACUUUCCCAAUAAACUCAUUACGCUGUCCUACUCUGAUGGAUCCUACACAACAAAGAACCCUCUUCCAGUGUUGAGGCGUAGACGAGCUCCAACAACAGCCUAUCAAACAACAGCCGCUCCAACAACAGCCUAUCAAACGACGGCCGCUCCAACAACGGCCGCUCAAACAACGGCCGCUCCAACAACGGCCGCAACAAAAACAGCCGCUCAAACAACAACCGCUUCAACAACAGCCGCUCAAACAACAACCGCAGUGAUUUACCGAGCAACAAUUGCUCCUUUGAGCAAGAUUCCUCUGCAGUUUACUGUUUAUGUGGACUAUCACAAUGCCCCUUCAUGCCUUGAUGGGGAUUACUUUCCCGUUUUCUCAUCACCAACUCCGCGUAAUGGAGUGAAUCUUCCUGCGUAUGUCAACCGCACCCUCGAAAUCAAAGUCAAAUCCGAAGCACAAUACACCACGAUUCAUGACUUGAUUGUCACUGGACCACAGGGCAUUUGGAAGCAGAGAAUCUCCACAGAAGAAUUUAUCAUAAAGUGGACACCGACUACAAAUGAUUUGAAUGAUCAUUUUCCCAUUUGCUUCGUUUCAGAAGCAAGAGACAUAUAUUACCAAGUCUUUCAAUCAGAGCCACGCUGUGUAAUCGUGGAUGUGGGGUCCGAUGAGACCACUGUGACAUGCAAUGAAACAACGAUAACGGUGGAAGUGGAGAAGACCUCCCUCAUAAAACGCAACGAGGGCAAAUUGCAUCUGAAAGACUUUAACAAUGCUGCCUGUGACCUGAACACACGCUCCAACACAACCCACCUGGUGGCUGUCAUGUCGCUGAACACAUGUGGAACCACCGUAGAGGAGGAUGAAAACAACAUCAUCUUCAAAAACAUGAUCACAUCCGGUGACCCAGCCAAAGUCAUUUCCAGACAAAAUGACGUUGAGAUCGUCUUCUCCUGCGCCUAUCCAAAGCGAGCCAACCUGACGCUGGGUUUCACGCACAAGAACCCGUACAUCUUCACGGAGAAGGGCUUCGGGGCUUUCACGUUCCAGUUUGAAUUCUUCCAGAGCCAGCGGUUCAGGAAACAAAUUGAAAGCAGCACUUACCCAGUGGAGGUGUACCUCAAACAGAUGAUCUUCAUGCAGAUCGAGGCGACCUCUUCCAUCCCCAACGUAGAGCUGUUCGUGGAGUCCUGCAAGGCGACUCCAUAUGACAACCCAAACUCUCGCAUCAGCUACACCAUCAUCGAAAACGGGUGUGUUAAAGACAACACGGUGAAAAUCUACAACGGCUCCAAAUCUCAAUUCAGAUUUGCAAUGGAGGCUUUUGAGUUCAUCGGUGCUCAUGAAGAGGUGUACAUCACUUGCUCGGUCCUCCUGUGUGAGACCGGCGUUCUCGGGAGCAGGUGCUCUCAGGGAUGCAUCAACUCCUACUCAGGGAACACUCGAGUCAAAAGGGAAGCUGUGGCCCAAUCGUCCCGCCACACCAUUUCCCAGGGACCUUUGCACCUGGCUAAAAUAUCUGACAGCCCAGCAUCUGGCCCGAGCCUGAACAUGGGCCUGAACGUGAUCUUUAUCGUUGGCUGCCUCCUGGCAUGCGGAGUGGUGAUCUACAGAUCGAGGAGGUCCAAAGCUAAAUACCAACCGCUGCCAACCUCUGAGACAGACUGAAGACAGAGACGCCAUUUUGAUCCAGUCUGAUAAUGAGAAAGAUCUCAGCUACGGUGUAAUGUUUUUUUUUUUUCACUGCUAUAGUCAAUGUUUUUUGUAUCUUUUUUAGGUUAGUAGUAGUGUACGUUUACAUGCAAGACAGCAUGCAAACAGAAUAUAUCUUCUUCUUUUUUUUAACUUGUGGAGAGUAGUUCCACCUGCUGUGAAGCAUCUAACCUGCCAGAUACUGUAAUUAACAAAAGAAGAUGAAUUACUUAUCCCCAAAUUCAUUGAGAUGAUUUGAUCCAUGUCCGGCCUUGUUCCUUUU